UCUCUCUCUCCCCCUUGACUUUCGAGCGCCGUCAGUCUUUGAAUUCUCCGAGUAGAGGAAGUUCCUUCUUUCUCUGCCCUCGCUCUUAGUUCAUUCAAAUAAAAUAGCGAAGCCUCGGAGAAAACUUCAUUAAAUUUCCUCCUCUCUCUCUCUCUCUCAAUGACAUUUUUGCCGCGUGAAAGGAGGAUCACGCGAGCUGCAGGUGAUCGACAGAAGGUGCCCGGACUUAUUUCUUUCUUGAGUUGAUCGGUUGGUUAAAUGGAACAUUCAGUACGGAGGGAUCCAGUCAACUGCAUAUCUCAGUUCAAUAAUUUAUUACCUAGUAGAAAAGUGAAAGCCGGACAAGCUCAAAUAUGCUAUGAACGUAUAGGUGUCAUACUGACACUUAUCAAGCCGGUGGUUGAGGAGAUUAUUCAUUCUGAGUUGGCUUUAAAUGAGAAACUUCAGAGAAGAUUGGAAGAAUUGUGUAUUUGCGUUGAUGAUUCUAUGAAGCUCAUGGAAAACUGGCAGCCAAUGACGAGCAAGUUUUACAAUCUUUUGCAAACUGAAAUGAUAACUGAGAAGAUUUGCAUAUCUGCACAAGAGAUUUGCACAAUUCUCAGUUCCAUGGUCUUGUCAACUUCUUUAUCUUCCAAGGUGGUCCAUGUUCAGCAACAUGAAUUCACGAGUCAGAAUCAGGUGUUAUCAAUGCUUAAAGAAGCUAUAGAAGAUCAAAGGCAGCCUAGCUCUGAAACCCUAGCGAGAAUUGCAGAGUUUCUGAGCUUGUCAUCAAACCAUGACCUUCUAGUGGAGGCUGUGAUUUUAGAAAAGGCAAAACUGCAGGCAGAGCAUGAGAACAAGACUGCAGAAGUGGGGCUUAUAGAUCAAGUCAUUGGGCUUGUCAACCACAUGCAUGGCUGUCUACUGAAAAUAAAACAAUCCCAAACUCUCAAUGGGAUGCUGAUUCCAGAUGAUUUUCGUUGUCCACUUUCCCUUGAACCAAUGAGAGAUCCAGUGAUUGUGGCAUCUGGACAAACUUAUGAGCGAGUUGUUAUUAGGAAAUGGUUAGAUCUGGGUUUGACUGUUUGUCCAAAAACACGACAAUCUCUAGUUCACACCAACCUCACUCCCAAUAUUGCUGUCAAGCAACUCAUUGGAAAUUGGUGCGAGUUGAAUAAGGUUAAAUUUCCUGAUCCUUCCAAUGAUGUCAACUUAAAUCAACUGUCAACACUUCUUGAGGAUGUAGAACAUGUUCCUACUAAUGCAUGCCUUCCUGCAAUUCCUAGCCCAAAAUCUUCAGAGUCGGUCACACUUGCGAGUCCAGCUGACCACAAUUUUCCAAAUGAAAGCACACUUGCAUCUUGUCCAAGUGAAACUUUUUCUUCUCGAUCAGGUCCUCAGAGAGUUUCAGAUAGCAGUUCUGCAAGUGGGCCUUCAGUUGCCCUUCUUGAUGUUCAAGAUGAAUCUGAAGAUGAAGCCAAAUCCUUUCCAAUGAGGAAUGAAGAUGUGAGACCUGACUCAGAUGGCCUGACUGAAACUUUUGGCCGUCCAAAUGUAAUCACAAAUGAGGAAGAUCAUUUGCAAAGUGGCUCAAUUGGUGAAGGCUGUAACUGUAGCACAACAGUGUCAAGUGCAAUUUUUAUCAACCGUGUGCAGUCAGAAUCUGGAAAUCCCAUUGAGAUGUCUAAUGGUACUGCAAAUGAUAACAGGAACAUCUCCAGUGGGGUCACAUCAGAAAGUCCUGCUUCUGGUCAAGUAUUAGAUAUUAAAACUGGAAGCCAGUCCUUAUGGAGGCAGCCAUUUCAAUGGAACCUUGUCUCAAAUAUCACCUCCUCUCCUGCUGUUGCCUCAACGUCCAAUCAGUCAGAUAUUGAGGCUGAGGUUCAGAAGCUGGUUCAGGAUUUGCAGAGCUCAUCACAGGAAAUACAACGAUCAGCUGCUGUUGGGUUGCGGUUUCUUGCAAGACACAGCAUGGAGAAUCGGAUUAUAAUUGCACAUUCUGGAGCCGUCAUGUUGUUGGUCAAUUUACUGUACUCAACUGACAUGGAAACCCAAGAGAAUGCUGUAACUGCAUUGCUGAAUCUCUCAAUUAAUGAUAACAACAAGACUAUCAUUGUUGAUGCUGGAGCAAUAGAACCUCUUAUACACGUGCUUAAAGUAGGGAAUGUGGAAGCAAAAGAGAAUUCUGCUGCAGCACUUUUCAGCCUUUCUGUGACGGCAGAAAGCAAGAUUAGGAUUGGAAGAUCUGGUGCAAUUCAGCCACUAGUAGAUUUGUUGGGCAAUGGGACUCCCCGGGGGAAGAGAGAUGCUGCUACUGCUUUGUAUAAUCUUUCUAGCUGUCCUGAAAAUAAGCUGCGGAUUGUGCAAGCUGGGGCUGUGAAACACCUCAUUGAACUGAUGGAUCCUGCAUUUGGCAUGAUUGAUAAGGCUGUUGCUGUCUUGUCUAAUCUCUCGACAAUUCCAGAAGGAUGCAAUGUGAUUGGUCAGCAAGGGGGAAUUCCAGUCCUUGUGGAGGUUGUUGAGCUUGGAUCUUCAAGAGCAAAAGAGCGUGCAGCUUCAGCAUUGCUGCAACUUUCUAGCAAUAGCCGUAAAUUCUCUAACAUGGUACUACAGGAAGGAGCUGUGCCUCCACUUGUAGCACUAACCCAGUUUGGGACAGCAAGAGCUAAGGAGAAGGCACAGAUGCUUCUUAACCACUUCAAAAGUCAGCGUCAUGGCAAUCCAAGAAGAGCUGGAUUUGUAUAAUCGAUCCCUAGGUAUAUGCUUUAAUUCUUCUCAUGAGGCCAGCGCCAGAUUACCGCAUCUCAUGCUCCAACAUAGAGCUUAUGUGAUGUACACAGCGGAAAAUUCUUAUGCUGCCAUUUUUUAUUUUUUGAUAUAGUUCUCCGUUGGUGAUUAAUAUACAUCGGGCAUUUCUUCAACUGAUUCUUUAUUUUUAUUUUUUUGUAUUUUUCAAUAAUAUUUUAUAAUUGUCAGCUUUUCACCCUUGUGAAGAUGGUGUUAUUGUAAUUAAUGUGAAUAAUAAUGCCAAAAUGUAACCUGUUUCUGUAAUAUGAUUAUCUUAUAAGAUUUUCAUCUU
Messenger RNA from Nymphaea colorata (pocket water lily), 3058 nucleotides. Its product is annotated as U-box domain-containing protein 4-like. Bases 259 to 2724 code for a protein of 821 amino acids. Lineage: Eukaryota; Viridiplantae; Streptophyta; Magnoliopsida; Nymphaeales; Nymphaeaceae. Gene Ontology annotation, biological process: protein ubiquitination. Gene Ontology annotation, molecular function: protein binding; ubiquitin-protein transferase activity. The transcript has 5 exons. The record is from RefSeq and is a predicted model, not a curated record. Gene Ontology annotation, cellular component: nucleus; cytoplasm.